This is a messenger RNA of Porites lobata, 1100 nucleotides long. The record is from the annotation of a GenBank genome assembly. NCBI's taxonomy places the organism in Eukaryota, Metazoa, Cnidaria, Anthozoa, Scleractinia, Poritidae.
AUGGAGAUUAAUUGCGGAGAAGUAGGAAGGGUUUGUGGUAAGUAAAACAUUGUCUUUCGUGCUAAAAAGAGCUAGUUUGCCUUUGCCCGCCGCCCGGUUAGCUCUGUUGGAUAAGCGCCGGUCUGCCGAGCGGGAGGCCGCUGGUUGAAGUCCCGGCCGGACCAACACUCAGGGUCUUUAAAUAACUGAGGACAAAGUGCUGCCUUUGUAAAGACAUCUGCAAACGGUUAGACUUUCUAGUCUUCUUGGAUAAGGACGAAAAACCGUAGGCCCCAUCUCACAACCCUUGCAUAUAUAAAUUCUGUGGGACGUUAAAGAACCCACACGCUGUUCGUAAAGAGAAGGGGUCGUAGUCUCGGUGUAGUGGUCUAUCUCUAUCUUUGAUGUUAUGACGAAGGAAAAUUAGAGAGGGUAAAAAUAGUAACCCAUAGGGUAGGUGUUAGGCACUCCCCGCCCCCUACCCCGCUCCUUUUGAGUAGCCAUUUUCUCCUCUCUUUUCGAAUUUCAGCAUGGCGCUUUUGCAAGCAAAACAUUCGCGCGCCCGAAGAAAACGUCUGCACUGCAGGCUAUGUAAAUCAUUAUCAUGUUCUUUCAUUUAUUUAUUGCCAUGGAAUGCGUUUACAUUGUUUUUCUACUGUUAAUAGCUAGGUUAAUUUCGAUUUAGAAAAGAUAGCUAUCAUCGACUCUGGUUUUUGCAGAAAAAUGUUCAGCGUAGAUUCAUUUUCUUCUUUCAGUAGGAAGAAAAGUUUUGGUAUGUUGUUAUUGGCAAUGGCUUCAGAAAUUGUUAUUUACAAUUAAAUUUAAUUUGCAAAACAUUUCCUUUGAGCGCUUUUCGCCAUUUUGUGUUGCCAAUGCCGGGAAAUCGUGGGUUGAAAUGUCUGUUAUUCGGAGACAUGACUGCGCCUUCUUGAUUAGGAGCAAGACACGGAUUAAUUGGUGACGAUAAAAAGUCGUGCCUGCGGCGGCCUCUGCUGCUGCUGCCACCACCAUCGUUCACAUCAAUAUACUCAUCAACUGCGCAUUCGACUAUUCGUGCAAAACCUCCAAUACCUCCUCGCGGGAGUUUGUGCCAUUCUGUUCCUCCUCCACUGACACGAAAU